This is a messenger RNA of Miscanthus lutarioriparius, 2226 nucleotides long. The record is from the annotation of a GenBank genome assembly. Lineage: Eukaryota; Viridiplantae; Streptophyta; Magnoliopsida; Poales; Poaceae.
AUGUUACGCGGGGUGAGGCCUGGCCGCCGCACGUGCGUGGAGCUGGAGCGGAUCAUCGUCGAGAGGCACCGCUCUGGGAGCCUCGGCCCAGAGGACGCGCACAACCUGUUCGAUGAAUUGCUUCCUCAGGCCAGGCCCGCCUCGGUGCACGCCUUCAAUCGUGUCCUCACCGUCGUCGCUCGCGCGGACUCCUCGUCGCCACUGCGUCACAGCGCUGCGCUCGCCGUGUCUCUUUUCAAUACCAUGGCUCGGGCUGGCGUCAAUAAGGUGGCCGCCAACAUUUGCACCUUUGGCAUCCUCAUCCGUUGCUUCUCUACUGUCGGCCGCUUGGACCUCGCCUUUGCUGCCUUUGGCCAGGUCAUCAAGAUGGGAUGGAGGGAGCAGGUCAUGGCCCUCAACCAGCUAAUCAAGGGUCUCUGUGAUGGCAAGAUGACGAGCGACGCAAUGGAUAUAGUGUUCAGACGAAUGCCGAAGCUUGGCUGCACACCUGAUGUUUUCUCCUAUAACAUUCUCAUCAAGGGGCUCUGCGCCGAGAAGAAGAGUCAAGAGGCUCUUGAGCUGCUGCGUCACAUGACGGCCGAUGGCGGAUACAACUGCCCUCCCGAUGUGGUAUCAUAUAACACGGUCAUCGACGGCUUAUUUAAAGAAGGUGAGGUCGACAAAGCUUACAUCCUGUUUCAUGAAAUGCUGGGUCGGGGGUUUGCACCUGAUCUUGUGACAUACAACUCAAUCAUUGAUCUUGUGUUAUGCCGAAUAGUAGGAAUGUUGGAAGAGGCAGUGAGGCUGCUCAAAAAGAUGUCUGGAGGUGGUCUUCAACCGAAUGUUGUCACUUACAAUCUGCUGAUAGACUAUUAUUGCAAGAUUGGAAGAUGCACAGAAGCUAGGAAUAUCUUUGAUUCAAUGGUCCGGAGGGGUCAAAACCCCAAUGUUACCACCUACUGCAGUAUGCUUCAUGGGUACGCCACAAAAGGAGCUCUUGUUGAUAUGCAUGAUCUCCUUGAUUUGAUGAUUCGAGACAGAAUGGCUGCAUUUAUAGAAAUGCAACAGAAAGGUUUGAGGCCAAAUGUAGUCACCUACAACACGAUAAUUGACAUUCUUUGCAAGACAGGCAGAGUGGAGGAUGCCGUGUGCCAUUUCAAUCAGAUGGUAAGUGAAGGGUUGUCUCCUGAUAUCAUAAGUUUUAACUCACUAAUACAAGGUCUCUGUACCGUUGGUGAAUGGAAGAAGGUUGAGGAACUUGCUUUUGAAAUGAUCAAUAGGGGCAUCCAUCCCGAUGCCAGAUUCCUGAACGCAAUAAUGGAUACCCUAUGCAAGGAAGGAGGGGUUGUGGAAGCACAGGAUUUCUUUGAUCUAGUUAUACGCACUGGUGUGAAACCAGAUGUUGUUUCAUAUAAUAUACUGAUAGAUGGAUAUUGCUUAGAUGGGAAGAUGGAUGAAUCGAUUAAGCUACUUGAUCGUAUGGUCUCCAUUGGCUUGCGACCUGACAUUGCGACCUAUAGUGCUUUGCUUAAUGGCUACUGUAAGAAUGGAAGGGUUGAUGAUGCACUAGCACUUUACAGAGAAAUGUUCAGCAAGGAUGUUAAACCUAAUGCUAUUACAUAUAACAUAAUGUUGCACGGGUUAUUUCAGGCUCGAAGGAUUGUUGCUGCAAGGGAAUUCUACAUGAAAAUGGUUGACAGCGGAACACAGUUGGGAAUCAACACAUACAACAUAGUUCUUGGAGGACUCUGUGAAAAUAGUUGUGUUGAUGAAGCGCUAAGAAUUUUUGAGGGCUUGCGUUCAAAAGAAUUUCAGCUUGAGGUUUGGACUUUCAAUAUAAUGAUUAAUGCCUUGCUGAAAGUUGGUAGGAUUGAUGAAGCUAAGGGCCUGUUUUCGUCUAUCGUGCUCAGUGGUCCUGUGCCUGAUGUAAUAACAUACAACUUAAUGAUCGAAAGUCAUAUAAAAGAAGGUUUGUUAGAAGAGUCUGAUGAGCUUUUUCUAUCUAUGGAGAAGAAUGGCUGUGCUGCCAACUCACGUAUGCUAAAUACCAUAGUUAGAAGACUACUUGAAAAAGGAGAUGUGAGAAGGGCUGGAACCUACCUUACCAAAAUUGAUGAGAAGAACUUCUCCCUUGAAGCUUCGACCGCUGCAUUGCUGAUUUCUAUUGUUUCAGAGAGGAAGUAUCAGAAAGAAGUGAAGUUUCUUCCUAAAAAAUACCAAUCUUUCAUGGAACAUAGGGAUGAUUGA